CGCUAUUGUCUUCUGGUCAAAUAUUUCCUACCGGAGUUCUUUACGGGACGGACAAACGAACCGGAAACCUGUCCUCGUCCACAUUCCGCUCAGCUAGCAUCGGAUUAUCCGCAGAUCGUGAAACAACAACAACAACUUCAUCAUGUCUGCGAUUCUGAACGCGUUGAACAGCGACUCUUACAUCGACGUCAGUCAAUACAGGGACCAGCACUUCAAGGGUAAUCGUUAUGACCAGGAGAAGCUGCUGAAGCAGAGCCACACUUUGUAUGUGGGGAACCUCUCCUUCUACACCACAGAGGAGCAGGUACAUGAGUUGUUUUCUAAAAGUGGAGACGUGAAGCGGAUCAUCAUCGGCCUGGAUAAAGUCAAGAAGACGGCCUGCGGAUUCUGUUUUGUCGAAUACUACACACGUGCAGACGCAGAACACGCCAUGCGCUUCAUUAAUGGCACACGACUCGACGACCGCAUCAUCAGGACAGACUGGGACGCCGGCUUCAAAGAGGGACGACAGCACGGCCGCGGCAAAUCUGGAGGACAGGUGAGAGAUGAGUACCGGCAGGACUACGACCCAGCCAGAGGCGGCUAUGGUAAACUGGCUCAGCAGCAUCCGGCCACAGAGCAGCGCAACACGUUUUAGACUGAACCCUCCUGGUCCACACAGAGCUCCAGCGUCAGCGCUGGGCCGGAUUCAUCCCCUAACGAUGCCAACACAGAUUGUUUGUUCAAGUGUUGCCAUGAGACACUCGACAGCAGGUCAGCAUGAACCAGUGGACUCUGGAAAUCAGCAGCUGUUAUUUAUUUCUUCUGCAGACUUGUUUCCUCUUCUAAUUGGCUUCCAUACCUGUUAUCAGUCUGUAUUGGCCCCAAAGUUAAACUGUGAUAUGUAGUGAUCUUUUCAUUAUCCUGCAAACAGAAACACGUUGUACGUUCCCACAACCUGGACGACUCUGACAGGAUGCAGCGACUGGGUUAACAAAUAUAUCAAAUGGACAAAAUGAUCUUCAUGUCAGGAAUUAAUCGUAGUCUGCUGAAGUACUGAUUUCUAUGAAUGAAACUUUCUGUCCCAAACAGUGUUUACUUUUUUUAAAUAAAGAUAUUUUUUGGUUCA
Paralichthys olivaceus (Japanese flounder) is the source of this 1108-nucleotide messenger RNA. RefSeq names its product nuclear cap binding protein subunit 2 (gene ncbp2). The record is from RefSeq and is a predicted model, not a curated record. Gene Ontology annotation, cellular component: nuclear cap binding complex. Lineage: Eukaryota; Metazoa; Chordata; Actinopteri; Pleuronectiformes; Paralichthyidae. Gene Ontology annotation, biological process: mRNA cis splicing, via spliceosome. Gene Ontology annotation, molecular function: RNA cap binding.